AACGGAAAUAUCUUAGCACUUGAGGAACGAGAACAUGCACACCACGGAGAUGCCACAUGCUGGUACAUCCAAAAAAAUAAGAACGUUGUCAAUCGCAAGUGGUGUGGGACUAGUUCCAAUUAAGGCCACUAGCAACCAAGUGUGUGAAUAUUGACUUGGAAAUGGAAACAUUGAGAGAGUAACCAACGAAUGAAUAAAGAGGUUUCCUAGAAGCAACUUUUCGUCGAGGAUUUAUAGACAUAAAUUAAUGUAUUUACAAUCACACUUUCUUUCUUGUGUGGCGAUAUCAUAUAUGCUCAACAAUAUGGCUUCAUCACAAUCACAAUGUGUUACUGUUCUGUCACUGUUUAUUCUCUUCUUCUUCUUGUCACCAGUAAUCCAAUGGAAAGCCCAAGCUGGCGUUACUCUUCCAACGGCUGAAGUGGAAGCCAUUAAAGAAAUAGCUGCACAAAUGAACAAGACAGACUGGAACUUCGAUGACCCUUGUAGUAACCAAUCGACUAUUGAUAAACCACGCACAGAUCAGUACAUCAAUGAAAUCGUAUGCAAUUGCUUCAUCCCUGCUCAUAAUGAAUGCCAUAUCCAAAGCUUUAAUUUUUCAGGACAGGAUCUUGAUGGUAAUCUUCCACCAUCACUAUGGAAGCUACCUUACCUUAAGGAAAUUAAAUUGGAACAGAACAUCCUCAAAGGUCCGAUACCAAGAGAGUGGACUUUGACAAAGUUAGAAUCUGUGCACAUUAGUGCAAACAAUUUAUCAGGGCCAAUCCCUGCCUAUAUAGGAAACAUCACCACUCUCACCUAUUUGUCCUUGGAGAGCAACUUGUUUUCUGGAACUGUUCCCUCUGAGCUUGGGAAAUUGGUGAACUUGACUCAUUUGAAUCUUAAUGCAAACAAUCUCACUGGACAGUUCCCUUUGUCUCUCACUAAUCUCUCCAAGUUAUCCGUGCUUAGGAUCAGUAGUAACAACUUUACAGGAAGUAUGCCUGAGUUUAGCGGUUGGAAACAACUUCAGAAUUUAGAAAUGGAAGCAAGUGGUUUCAAAGGGCCAAUUCCUUCUAGUAUUUCUAGCUUGGAUAAGUUGAUAGAAAUAAGGAUUACUGACUUAAAUGGAGAGAGCUCAAAUAUUCCGGACUUGAGAAACAUGACAAACAUGAGAAAAGUGAUGAUGAGGAGCUGUAAUUUAAGAGGAAAUAUCCCUGAAUACUUUCGUAAUUUUGAAACUCUAAACGUCUUAGAUCUUAGCUUCAAUAAACUUACAGGGGGAGUUCAAAAUUUGGAACAUUUAAUUCGAUUGAAAACACUAUAUUUAACAAGUAACUUACUCAGUGGGCCUAUUCCAAAGUGGAUCAUAUCCAGAGGUGCUACCUUGAGGUUGUUUUGCAAAAUUAGGAUUAAUUUUUUUCCACCAUCACUAUGGAAGCUACCUUACCUUAAGGAAAUUAAAUUGGAACGGAACAUCCUCAAAGGUCCGAUACCAAGAGAGUGGACUUUGACAAAGUUAGAAUCUGUGCACAUUAGUGCAAACAAUUUAUCAGGGCCAAUCCCUGCCUAUAUAGGAAACAUCACCACUCUCACCUAUUUGUCCUUGGAGAGCAACUUGUUUUCUGGAACUGUUCCCUCUGAGCUUGGGAAAUUGGUGAACUUGACUCAUUUGAAUCUUAAUGCAAACAAUCUCACUGGACAGUUCCCUCUGGCUCUUACUAACCUCUCCAAGUUAUCCGUGCUUAGGAUCAGUAGUAACAACUUUACAGGAAGUAUGCCUGAGUUUAGCGGUUGGAAACAACUUCAGCGCUUAGAAAUGGAAGCAAGUGGUUUCAAAGGGCCAAUUCCUUCUAGUAUUUCUAGCUUGGAUAAGUUGAUAGAAAUAAGGAUUACUGACUUAAAUGGAGAGAGCUCAAAUAUUUCGGACUUGAGAAACAUGACAAACAUAAAAAAAGUGAUGAUGAGGAGCUGUAAUUUAAGAGGAAAUAUCCCUGAAUACUUUCGUAAUUUUGAAACUCUAAACGUCUUAGAUCUUAGCUUCAAUAAACUUACAGGGGGAGUUCAAAAUUUGGAACAUUUAAUUCGAUUGAAAACACUAUAUUUAACAAGUAACUUACUCAGUGGGCCUAUUCCAAAGUGGAUCAUAUCCAGAGGUGCUACCUUCCAAAUAGAUUUAUCUUACAAUUACUUUUCAGAGAUAUCUGAACUAUCAACUUGUAAAGAUUCUUAUUUAAAUCAGUUUCGAAGCACAUGUGGACAUGAAAACAACUCAAUGCUCAGCCAGUGCUUGUCUCCAUGCUCAAAAGAGCAUUAUUCGUUGCACAUAAAUUGUGGUGGAAAACAAACCACCAUUGGAAACAUCAAAUAUGAAGAGGAUCAAGGAUCCGUACAUCCUUCAAUUUUUUUUAAAAGCUCAACCAAUUGGGGAUUUAGCAACACUGGAGAUUCAUGGGAUUCUAUCACUAAAGCCGGGGACUACAUAGCAAACAAUGCAUCAGUAUUACGAAUGAACAAUUCCGAGCUCUACACAACUGCGCGCAUCUCACCUCUUUCGCUAACUUACUAUGCUCGUUGCUUAGGAAAUGGAAAUUACACUGUGAAACUUCAUUUUGCAGAGAUAGUAAUAAGAGACAACAAAUCUUAUUACAGUCUUGGAAGGCGAAUAUUUGAUGUUUAUGUUCAGGGAAAACUAGAGUUGAAAGAUUUCAACAUUGAAAAGGAAGCUAAAGGAGUUGAUAAGGAAUUUAUCAAAGUAGUUAAGGGAGUUGUUGUGAGUCAUAAGACACUCGAGAUCCGCCUCCAAUGGACAGGGAAAGGGACAAGGAAUAUUCGAAAGCGUGGAUCAUAUGGCUCUUUAAUAUCAGCUAUCUCAAUAAAUUCUGAUUUCGAACCUCCGAGAACUAACAAAACAAAAAAGUUCAUCAUUAUCGGACUUGCUUCAUUUCUUUGCCUUCUUUGCAUGGCCUAUUUAUGCAUUCUUGGGUGGAAAGGCUAUUUAGGAACUGCAACAAAUAAUGAUUUGAUUUGGACAAGUACUAACUUGAAGAGAGGAGACAAUCAACCUGAGCUUCAUUUUUUUGGGUUGGAUAACAUACUAAUGGCCACAAACAAGUUUAGUAUUACAAACAAACUUGGUCAAGGAGGAUUUGGUCCUGUUUAUAAGGGACAACUACAUGGGAAAGAAGUUGCAGUGAAAAGACUGUCUAGCAGCUCAUCACAAGGCGAUGAAGAAUUUAGGAAUGAAAUGAUAUUGAUCUCCAAACUUCAACAUAGAAAUCUUGUUAAGCUCAUUGGUUGCUGCAUUGAAAAUGAAGAGAAGUUGUUAAUAUACGAGUUCAUGCUCAAUAAGAGCUUGGAUACUUUUAUUUUCGAUGAUAGAAGAAGGGUAGAGCUUGAUUGGGCCAUACGAUUCAACAUUAUUGAUGGCAUUGCAAGAGGUCUUGUGUAUCUCCAUCGCGAUUCCAGUUCAAGGGUGAUACAUCGAGAUUUGAAGGCCAGUAAUAUUCUAUUGGAUGAGAAGAUGACUCCAAAAAUUUCUGAUUUUGGAUUAGCAAGGAUUUUUGAAGGCACGUUAGAUCUAGCAAAUACUCACAGGGUGGUAGGAACAAUCGGCUAUAUGUCUCCAGAGUACGCAUUGAGAGGAAUCUUCUCGGAAAAAUCUGAUGUGUUUAGCUAUGGCGUGUUAUUACUAGAGAUAAUAAGCGGGAAAAAGAAUACUAGCUUCAAGGAAGAGGAUCAAUACCAAGGCCUUAUUGCAUAUUCAUGGCAACUAUGGAGUGAAGGCAGAGGAAUAGAGUUGGUGGAUGAAGCAUUAGGCAAGUCAUAUAAUGAAUCAGAGGCAUUGAAAUGCAUACACAUUGGGCUUCUGUGCGUUCAAGACUUUGCCACAGAUAGACCUUCCAUGGCUCAAGUAGCUUCCAUGUUAAGUAACCAAAUAUUUGAUCAACCUCAACCCAAACAACCUAUUUUUACUUUUCAAGCCGGCAGUAGUAGUAGUUAUGAUCCUUCCACACAAAGUGGUAGCAGAUGCGCUGCUACUGUAUCAGUGGUUGAACCUCGAUAAAAAUAAAAUAUAUGAUUUACACAAUUCAACAUUUUCGUUGAAAUUUUGAUAAAAACUCGUGCAAUUUGAUGCA
Humulus lupulus (European hop) is the source of this 4118-nucleotide messenger RNA. RefSeq names its product probable leucine-rich repeat receptor-like serine/threonine-protein kinase At3g14840. The transcript has 37 exons. Lineage: Eukaryota; Viridiplantae; Streptophyta; Magnoliopsida; Rosales; Cannabaceae. Bases 248 to 4045 code for a protein of 1265 amino acids. Gene Ontology annotation, molecular function: protein binding; ATP binding; protein kinase activity. Gene Ontology annotation, biological process: protein phosphorylation. The record is from RefSeq and is a predicted model, not a curated record.